AUUCACCACCGGACAGUCUGGCUUGGCCAAUCAGGAUGCAAAAUGAACAAACCAUUGCAAACAAACCAAGAGGCGGCAGCUGAAGGCUGAGCAUAGAGGAACACACUGUUUGGGGACUAGAAAACUUUAAAACAUUUUUCUUUUUGGAUACAUUUUCAAUGCAGUUUUCUUUUUUGCAUUUGUAAUGAGAAGACUUUUUCAGUGAGAAGGCGCACGGUGGUCAUGGCUCAAGUCCAGUUUCUUGAGUUACCUUUGGAAACUGAACCAGCCUCCUGCGGGAUCUGGUUUCCAGUGAAGUGACGGCAACAGUCAGGACAAAGUUCAUAACUUUUUAUCAGCUUUCGUGUAAUGGUGCAGUUGCCUCUGAGAGGACAGGGUCCAGGUCAUGAAAGUGAAAACUGAACGAGUGGACGACUGGAAUCUUUAUGUGCCGCACCUCACCUGAGCUCAGCCUACUUGGAUAUGCGUAGCACACAAACUUCAGUGUGGCUCCGUUAAACAUUUCAGACGGGGUCAUGUAUGUGCUGUGCACUCUGGCCGUCUUGACCCUCCAUAACUUGUUGAGGAACUUAAGUGGCAAUACUUGGGUGCUGGACAAGACCCCUGAAGAUUCUGAGCAGGUUGAUGGGGCUUCCACCAGGAGAAAGUUGAGCAAGGCUUCUGCAAAGAGGCAAAGAGGAGAUGGCUUGCAGAAAUUACCUGACUGUCAGAUGAGUGUACAGCCGGUCCAGCGGUCCAGUGCGCUGCUCAGCCCGACGGUCAUGUUUGGCACAAGAAAGACCUGGGACCUCAACCACGCCCCCUGUAUGCAGGAGCUUUGGAAGAAAGAAGUGUCAUUGGAUGCGAGCUCAGUGGACUUUCUGAUGAGUGAUGGUGACGACGACGGCUCCUUCCUGUCUCUGCCCAGCUCAGGCUUCUCACAGCGGCCGUCUCUGACCGCCGAGCUCGUCGACGCUAACGCUUCGAACCAGCAGCUGCUGAUCCAGAGGGUCACCUGGUCCUUCCUGUCCACUUUCACUCAUACUCUACAGGAGAAAGUGUGUGAAUUCCAGACUCGACUUCACACUGAGGAAGUGGCUCGUCAGCUGCUGCUGCGACAGUUGCAGCAGCAGAGCAUCCAGGAGAGGACGUGUGGUGAAGUCUCUCAGGAGGAGAUUGUGCUAGACAGAAGUGUGAGAGCAGAGUCGUCUCAUUCUGGUCAUUGUCACGGUCGGGAGGAGCAGCUGGUUUCUCGGCUGCGCACACAGGUGGAGGAGCUGGAGGAGAAGUUGUUGGAUCAGACCCAGGAGGUGGAGAGACUUCGCUCUGAGCUGGGGGCGACGGACCUGGAGAAGCAGCUUGAGCUGCUUGAGGUGGAAAACCAGCGACUGAAGCAGGAGCUGAAGACCUUCAGGUGCUCUGAGCUGCACACCUCUGAUGCUGCUGCUGAGCUCGGUGGCUGCAGCCACUGCACACACAGUCAGGAUGUGGAGUCACUGCGGCGUGAAGUGUCUCGCUGUGAGAACGUGGCGUGGAAUCGGGAACGGCGGCUGGUGGAGCUGGAGCGAGAACUGAUGGAGAAAACCUCCAAAGUGGAAAUGCUCCAGCGUCAGCUGGAAGAUUCGGGCCGGCAGCUGGAUGAGACCAAGAGAAGACAGUCAGAAGUGGAGGAGAAACUCGCUGGUCGCCUCCAGGAGUGUGAAGAAGAGCUCGCCCGCCAGGUGGCCACGCCCCCCAGGGUCAAGUACGUGACACAGACGGUGGAGGUGGAGUCCACCGACUCUCAGAAAGCUCUGGCCGACAUGCAGGUCCGGAACGCUGCUCUGCAGGAGCAGGUGUCGGUACAGCGGCAGCUCCUGAAGGAGCUGGAGACACAGCUGCACGAGUCGCAGCGAACAAGCGCUCAGUUGAGGACGCAGCUGCUUGCUGGCCACGCCCACUUGUGCGACCUCUUGUCUACGGCCGCUGACAGGAGCAGCUCCCAGGUCAUUCGCAGGUCAUCAAAGAUCCUGGUGUACGAAGGUGAGAUGCAGCGAGCUCAGAGUCAUCUGGAGGCUGAGAUGCAGAACCUGGAGGAGGAGAAGAACCGAGUGAUUGAGGAGGCAUUCAUCCGAGCGGAGAGUGAAAUGAAGGCUGUGCACGAGAACCUGGCAGGGGUGCGUACCAACCUGCUGAGCCUGCAGCCGGCCCUGCGGACCCUCACUUGUGACUACAACUCUCUGAAGAAGCAGGUCCAGGACUUUCCCUUUAUGCUGGACAAGGCCAUCUCAGAGGCCAAGCAGGAGAUCUGCCAGGUGAUCAGUCAGGUGAGCAGCACCAACCAAGAGCUGCUGCAGAAAUACAAGAGAGAGAUGAACCUGAGGAAGAAAUGUCACAACGAGCUGGUGCGACUAAAAGGCAACAUCCGAGUCUUCUGCCGGGUCCGACCGGUCAGCCAAGAGGAGCAGGACUCCGCCGACGCCAAAACCAUGCUGAGCUUCGACUCAGACGACGACACCAUCCUCUACCUCACCAACAAGGGCAAGAUCAUGACCUUUGACUUGGACAAGGUGUUCACCCCGCAGGCCACGCAGGAGGCGGUGUUCCAGGAAGUUCAGUCUCUGGUCACUUCCUGUAUCGACGGCUUCAACGUCUGCAUCUUUGCGUAUGGCCAGACAGGUUCUGGAAAGACUUACACUAUGGAGGGCGUGGCCAGUGACCCGGGAAUCAACCAGCGUGCUCUCCGCCUGCUGUUUUCAGAGGUGACUGAGAAAACUGACUGGGAGUACAAGAUCUCUGUCAGCAUGGUGGAGAUCUACAAUGAGACGCUGCGGAAUCUGCUGGGUGAGAAUCCCACAGACAAGCUGGACAUCAAGAUGAACCCGGAUGGCAGCGGUCAGCUCUAUGUUCCCGGUCUGACUGAGUUCACGGUCCAGAGUCCUGAAGACAUCAACAGAGUGUUUGAGUUGGGCCACGUGAACCGAGCGACGGCGUGCACCAACCUGAACGAGCACAGCUCACGCUCGCACGGCCUGCUCAUCAUCAACGUGUCGGGGUACAACUGCACCACAGGAAGCAGCACUCAAGGUAAGCUGAACCUGGUGGACCUGGCCGGGUCGGAGCGGAUCGGGAAGUCCGGGGCGGAGGGCAGCCGUCUCCGAGAGGCCCAGUGCAUCAACAAGUCUCUGUCGGCGCUCGGAGAUGUCAUUAAUGCCCUGCGGAGCAAGCACUCUCACGUGCCCUUCAGGAACUCCCGCCUCACCUACCUGCUGCAGGACAGUCUGAGUGGAGACAGCAAGACCCUCAUGAUGGUGCAGGUGUCUCCGCUGGCCAGCAACAUGAGCGAGUCGGUCUGCUCCCUCAAGUUCGCCCAGCGCGUCCGAAGCAUCGAGUUGAGCUCAUCCACCUCCAGGAGACACGAAAACUCCUCCACCUCGUCCUCCCCGACACAUGACAGUGUCGAGCUGGACUCGCCCCCAGUGACCCCGGUGCCGCUCCCCAUCUCUCGGGCCAGCAGUGCCGGGUCCACGCUCUCCUCCGCUUCUCGGACGCCCAGCAGCUCACGCAGGAGGUCCCAGUCCCAACUAUCCACAGACAGACAGGUAGACAGAAGUAGCCCAUUGGUGGGUGACGGUGGGCAGGACGGCUAAAGAUGACGGCGUGAGCAGCAGUUCUGGGUCGCCACAUCCACGUCCGGAACCUCUCCGCCCGUCGGAGAAGAACAGUUUGGAUUACCGUGUUGUGUUGCCGUAGCCACUUUUCUUUGCGACUGAACUGAACUUUUUAAAGCAGUAUUUGCGCUCCACUCACAGUAUUUUUUUUUCAAUGUAAAGUUGCACUUUAAAGGUCGAGAUUAUUUUCGAAGGCACAGCCCUGACUGUGAUGAGCUCUAAUAUAUGCAUCAUUAUGAUUUAUGUGUUUGUUUGACAUGAACGUUUGGGUUUUUAGAUCAACCUCGUGAUCAGGGUACGUCACUGAGAGCAAUAGUUGUGAAGCAACACGGGGACGUGUGUCGUAGUCGAUGACAAGGCUUUAGAAACCCAUGAAGCUCCUGUGUGUCCUUGACCUGCAGGUCAACGUGUCUGCUUGCUGUGUGUCUGCUCUGUAGAUUUCUACAGUUUGGUUUUUGUAUUCCCUUUUUAAUAAACAAACACU
This is a messenger RNA of Synchiropus splendidus (mandarinfish), 4113 nucleotides long. It is a transcript of the gene kifc3, whose product is annotated as kinesin family member C3. The coding region runs from base 516 to 3608 and encodes 1030 amino acids. Gene Ontology annotation, molecular function: microtubule motor activity; microtubule binding; ATP binding. The record is from RefSeq and is a predicted model, not a curated record. The transcript is spliced from 24 exons. NCBI's taxonomy places the organism in Eukaryota, Metazoa, Chordata, Actinopteri, Syngnathiformes, Callionymidae. Gene Ontology annotation, biological process: microtubule-based movement.